AUGUCGGUUCAAGUUCCCAUCCCCCACCCCGCCGAGGACGGCUAUAUCCUCCCCCAAACCCAGACACCAUCGAUCCUGUUCGGCCCAACAGAUCCGCCUCUUGUCGACCUGACACUAGGUGAGCUGCUCAACCUGCAAUGUCUCCAUCACGGCACGCGAGAAGCAGUGGUAAUUCCGUGGACCGGCGCAAGAUGGACCUACAACGAGCUCAAUCACCACAGUCGGCUGCUGGCGGCCGCCCUACUAGAGAUGGGCAUUGGCGUGGGUGAUAGAGUGGGCAUCAUGGCAGGCAAUUGCGAGCAAUACGCUGCCGUCUUCUUUGCCGCGACGAGGAUAGGCGCCAUCCUCGUCAUUCUCAACAACACAUACACCCCAACAGAAGCGCAAUACGGUCUCGACUUCUCCGAAUGCAAGGUUUUCUUCACCACGAAGCGCAUUGCCCGGCUCGACCAAGGGCCGCUCCUCACCCAGCUCUCGGCGCGGGCAACGGGGCCGAAAGUGGUGAUCCUCCGGGGCGACUCGGACGGGUACACCACAUACAAAAACCUCCUCUCCAAAGGCUCCCGGGUCGACCCCGACCUCCUCCACCACGCCGAAGCCAAGGUACUCCCCCACCUAGUCUGCAAUCUCCAAUUCACCAGCGGCACCACGGGCCUCCCCAAAGCCGCCAUGCUCACCCACCACAACAUCGUCAACAACGCGCGCUUCAUCGGGGACCGGCUGCGCCUGGCCCCCACCGACACGCUCUGCUGUCCACCGCCCCUCUUCCACUGCUUCGGGCUGGUCCUCGGCCUGCUCACCGUACUCACGCACGGCGCCAAGAUCGUCUACCCAGCCGAGGUCUUCGACGCGCGCGCCACGCUGCGCGCCCUCCGCGCCGAGCACUGCACCGCCCUGCACGGCGUGCCGGCUAUGUUUGAUAGCCUGCUGGCGCUGCCCGAGAUGAAGGGGGUGAGGGCCGGGGAACUGGGUUUAAGGACGGGGAUUGUUGCGGGGGCGCCGGUGCCGAGGCAUUUGAUGGAGGGGAUGGUGGAGCGGUUGGGGAUGGCGGAGUUUACGUCGAGUUAUGGACUGACGGAGGCGUCGCCGACGUGUUUUAAUGCGUUUACUGAUGAUACGGUGGCCACGAGGCUGGCGACGGUGGGGCGGCUGAUGCCGCAUGCGAGGGCCAAGAUUGUGGAUCGGGAGGGGGUGGUGGUGCCGGUGGGCACGAGGGGGGAGUUGUGUAUUGGCGGGUAUCAGCUGCAGGCGGGCUAUUGGAAUAAUUCGGAGAAGACGGGGGAGGUGAUGGUGCGGGAUGAGAGUGGGGUGUUGUGGCUGCAUACGGGGGAUGAGGCGGUGUUUGAUGAGAGGGGGUAUUGUACGAUUACGGGCCGGUUUAAGGAUAUUAUUAUUCGCGGGGGGGAGAAUAUCUAUCCGUUGGAGAUUGAGGAGCGGCUAGUGGCGCACCCGGCGGUGGGCAUGGCGGUGGUGGUGGGGUUGAAGGACGCGCAUUAUGGGGAGGUGGUUGGGGCGUUUCUGGACGUGGAUGCUGGGCAUGGACAGCAGCAGCGGCCGGGCGCGGAGGAGGUCCGGGAGUGGGUGAGGCGGAAGCUGGGGAAGCACAAGGCGCCGACGCACGUGUUUUGGCUGGGGGUGGACGGCGUCCCGGCUACGGUGCCAUUGACGGGCAGCGGUAAGGUGCGCAAGUUUGAGAUGGCUCAGCUGGGGAAUAAGCUGCUGGAGGGAGGGACGGCGAAGUUGUAG
Molecule: messenger RNA, 1746 nt
Organism: Chaetomium globosum CBS 148.51
Lineage: Eukaryota; Fungi; Ascomycota; Sordariomycetes; Sordariales; Chaetomiaceae
Exons: 3
Coding region: 1-1746 (581 amino acids)
Biological process (GO): fatty acid metabolic process
Molecular function (GO): medium-chain fatty acid-CoA ligase activity
Source: RefSeq, a predicted model, not a curated record